GCACGGCGGGAGUCACGUAGACCUCGGCUCUUCCUGCCUGCCAUAACCCCAAAGGAUUCGAGCACUAAUACGCACGAGUCAUCUGAACUCCGGUCCAAGUCCCACAGCAGAACCCGCGGAUCUGGUGCGUUCAGAGCGCGCGCUACCACCGCAGCAGGCACUGCCUACGGACGGGAGGGAGCACGUGCACCUUUGUGAUGCUGGCCCAACGUUCACUGAGGAUGAAAAUGAUGAAAGAGUGCAGCUUCUUCACAGUCUGAGUCUCAACGUUUACCAGAUCUCUCAUCCUGCUGGCCGUCAUGCUGCCUGAUGAGGCCCCCCCCCUGAGCAACAUGACACAUGUGGGCUGUGAACCCCCCUAUCAGAAGGACCGCCUGCCCCUGACACUUCUGUACAGCGGCGUGAUGGUAAUUGGACUUCCUGCCAACCUGCUGACCCUCUUCUUGAACUGGAUGCAGGUGCGCAGGAAGAAUGUGCUGGCCGUGUACCUGUGGGGCCUGUCCCUGUGUGACCUCACCUACCUGGGCACGCUACCUGUGUGGGCAGAUUACGUGAGCAGAGGUCACAUCUGGCAGUGGAGCUCCUUUGCCUGCAAAGUCACUGGCUUCAUCUUCUUCACUAACAUGUACAUCAGCAUCUUCCUGCUCUGCUGCAUUUCCUACGACCGUUACACCGCCGUGGUACACAGCCUGGAAGUGCGUGGCCUGCGCCAUCGCCGCCAUGCCGUGCUGGUCCUGGUUGUUAUUGUAUUUGUGGUGGCAAUUGUGCACUCCCCAGUCUUCAUAAUGAAGGAGGGGGCUGCAGAGGGCCUAAAGCGCUGCUUUGAGCCAAGUCAAAGCAGCGCCAUGGUGGCAGGCUUCAACUACGCCCGCUUCACCUUUGGUUUCCUGCUGCCGCUGGUGCUGCUGGUGUUUACAAACCAAAGGGUGCUGGCCAGCGUGCAACGCAGCACGGGUUUGCGGGGGGAACAGAAGCGGCGUGUGCGUCUGCUGGUGGUGGCUGUGGUGUUGCUCUUCUUGGUUUGCUUCACCCCCUACCAUCUGAUUCUGCUGGCCCGGGCCAUCAGCUUCCAUCUGGACAGCGGUGACUGCGAGUUCAUGUACACGCCCUACACCAUCUCCCUCGGCCUGGCCACCGUGAACAGCGCCGUUAACCCCAUUCUUUAUGUCCUAGCCAGCAAAAAUAUACGCAAAGACCUGUGGCAGGGACUGGCUCAGCUGUGUGGCCAGGAGAAUGCCGGUGUGCCCUCCAGCAGCAGCCAAAACCAGGUCCAGCAGUCCAUCAAGUCCUGAACAGUUCUUGAACAGAUUCACAAAUCUUUACCAAAGAGCGGACUGGACCCAGCUGAACCCAGUCCACUGGCUAAACUCUGGAGUAUGAAGAACAGUCCAGUUUCUUCUUCAAGUGAAAAAGGAUCAGAACACAGAAUCAGUUCACAGCUAAAUCAGUAACAGAAACAAGCCUGAACUGGAUCAGCUGAAAUCGGUUUUCAACCCUGUGGAUGCUUUAGAAAGACAAACCAGAGCAUCAUGCUCCGAUUCUGCAGACAUACAUUCAUUUUUUGUGUGUGAGUUUUUUUUUUAAUAAAGGUGGUAUUAUUUUGGGUCAGAACCAAAUAAGGCGAACCCACUUCAACUGUUGUAGUUACUUCGGCUAAAUGAAUAAUAUUUUUGGUGGAAAUUGUUUUGUACAGAAGCCUAGAAUGGCCCACGUUGGUUGUUUUUUCCCAUUGUCUCAUGAUAAGGACUGACUAUCAUGGGGGAACAUGUUUUUCAGUCGUGUCAACAGAUAGUAGACAUCAUUACUAGAAGACAACAAAUUUCAUUAUCUUGUGAUAACGAGAUAAACUUUUUUCAUUUUUCUACCAUCUGCAGCAAAACUAGUUUUUCAGUGAAAAUGUGGAACACAUUGGAAACGUGGUAUAACUUCUACUGAUGUUGUCAUUCAUUGACAAGGUCCAAAUCGGUCAUCAAGACGAGAAGGUUGGCUCAGCUGAAGUUCAGUAAUCCUUCAGUUCUUGGCAGCUUCCUCAGUGACCAGAUGAGGGGACCGGGCGUCUACACAGGGACAGAAUACUGGAAGGCUUCUGUUAUUGCAAGAAAAAAGAAGAUGUUAAGAAGAUGGUAGAUCACGAGAAAAUGGGCACAAAAAAAUCAGUGGGUUGUUCUCUGUUUUCCUAGUUUUGGUCUAUUGGUGAAAUAUAUUGCUAAUUCAAAAUUACAGCAAGACUGGGAACCAGGCGACUCCAGGCACCAUCUUCUUAAAAAAGUGUUAUCUGCAGAAAUCCUUCGUACUGACCGCUAACCCUGGAAAAGACUUAUUAUUUAUAUUUCUUAUUUUAAAACUAGGAGCCAUCGAGUGUUUACAGCGAUGGCUCCCCAACAAUGUCCACUCUGCCUCUGUCCCUUCACUGCAUGAUUUUAGCUUAGGGGUUAAAAGCACAUGGGGGGAAGAGCUGCAGCUGUCACCUGUAUUGUUCAGCACUUUUGAUAUUUUUUUUAUCAUAUAAACACAGUUAUCCAAGAAACUUGUAGAAAUGUUGACAUUUUCUAUAACCAAGCACAAUCCUGCCAAAUUAACAGCUAAUGUAACACAAAGUCUUCACACUGAUAUUUUGCCAACAUUUUCUUUUUAAACUGGCAUAAUAAUAAAAACAACAAAAACUCC
Oryzias latipes (Japanese medaka) is the source of this 2667-nucleotide messenger RNA. It is a transcript of the gene gpr132b, whose product is annotated as G protein-coupled receptor 132b. Gene Ontology annotation, molecular function: G protein-coupled receptor activity. NCBI's taxonomy places the organism in Eukaryota, Metazoa, Chordata, Actinopteri, Beloniformes, Adrianichthyidae. The record is from RefSeq and is a predicted model, not a curated record. Gene Ontology annotation, cellular component: membrane. Gene Ontology annotation, biological process: negative regulation of G2/M transition of mitotic cell cycle; G1/S transition of mitotic cell cycle; G protein-coupled receptor signaling pathway.